Messenger RNA from Paramuricea clavata, 1302 nucleotides. The record is from the annotation of a GenBank genome assembly. Lineage: Eukaryota; Metazoa; Cnidaria; Anthozoa; Malacalcyonacea; Plexauridae.
AUGGGUGUGCUCCCUUCAACUACUCUUAUGCUCAAUUCAUUCCCUCAGCUUGAUGGCAUUGGUACCCGUUACACCGCUCAUUUUAGAAGUUCCGUUCUCGCGCGUCUUCCCCGGAAUGUGUACCACGAUCUUGAAAAGAAACUUUCCGGAAGAAUUGAGGUAGCAGCCAUGCAUAUUCCUGGAUUGUGCCCGCAUUCAAAACGCCAGUUUCACAUCCAACUUUCAGCAUUCCUAGACGAUACACCACUGGGCGAUAUUCAAAAUACGUUGAACCAAUUUCCAGAUGUGUUACCUGCACCCUCGAUAGAGCAACUAACAUCAAAAAACGACCAUAUCAUUUUUGUUUGCAAAACUAUCGGUGGGCUUGAUCAUGCCAACGAAAAGAAUUGGUUUCGUCUCAACAGUGAAGUUUCUGGCAAUGAUAAAAUUAUUAACAAUAACAUUCCUACCCUUCAAGUCGUGCUCAAUGACACAGACCAUCAACUAUGGGAUACUAUGGAGGAAUCCACUUUUGAAGUUCUAGAAAGUUUGGCCUUAUCUGACCCUGGUGAUCCUUGUCAGUUGGAGUACUGGCAUUCGAAGGAUCCACAUUCUUCUACACAAAAAGAAUGCUGGCUAAAAGAUCGUCCCCCUGAUACCCAAAUUCGUCGUCGCAUUUUAGUUCACCCAGCAUCCACCAUGUGGAUAGGUGAUGAUGGGUCAUCGCCUGUUGAUAUGGAUUAUCGAUUCCGAGGUGUCGAAAACGAAAAUGUAUAUCUCACUGGAGGUGCUCUUUGGCCUACUGCUGGUUCAUGGAACCCAACCUGCACCAUGACUGCCUUAGCCAUAAAUUUAGCUGACAAACUGCAGCAGCAGCACCAGCAACAACAACAACAACAACAACAACAACAACAACAACAACAACAACAACAACAACAACAACAACAACAACAACAACAACAACAACAACAACAACAACAACAACAACAACAACAACAGCAACAGCAACAGCAACAGCAACAGCAACAGCAACCACAACCACAACAGCAACCACAACCACAACAGCAACAGCAACAGCAACAACAACAACAACAACAACAACCACAACAACAACAGCAACAGCAACAACAACAACAUCACACAACAACAACAACAACGACGACAACGACGACGGCGACGGCGACAACAACAACAACAACAACAACAACAACAACAACAACAACAACAACAACAACAACAACAACAACAACAACAACAACAACAACAACAACAACAACAACAACAACAACAACAACAACAACAACAGCAGAAGUUAUGGAUUAG